Molecule: messenger RNA, 4241 nt
Organism: Agelaius phoeniceus (red-winged blackbird)
Lineage: Eukaryota; Metazoa; Chordata; Aves; Passeriformes; Icteridae
Gene: DNMT3B
Product: DNA methyltransferase 3 beta
Biological process (GO): negative regulation of transcription by RNA polymerase II
Cellular component (GO): nucleus
Molecular function (GO): DNA (cytosine-5-)-methyltransferase activity, acting on CpG substrates; DNA binding
Source: RefSeq, a predicted model, not a curated record
UCCCACAACAGGAACAGACCUUGCUUCCAGCAGCCAGAGCCCUGCUGAGUGGCACAGCUCUCCCCAGACUCAGGAGAGGUGCCAGGAACAGGAGACCUGCUCUGGGGAGCCGUGGUGAGGAGUGACUGGCUGCUGAGAGCUGUGAUGGAGCAGCACUGGUGGAGCUGGUGGAGAGGCAGGCGGCCAGCACAGGGCUGGGGUGAGGGCUCAGACAAUGAAGAUACUCAUGGAAGAGGAGGAGACAUCCUGUGGGACGUGCUCUGAUGGGGUCUUGCAGUGAAGAAUGCUGUGCAUUGAGAAUGACAUUACUGUGGGCUGGGAAAGAGCCUCUGAGCUGUGUGUACAUCAACAUGGGAACCCCAAAGCCUGAACGCAGCAGGAGCCUCGCUGCCGACUUCGGUGGAAAGAGAAGUUCCUCCUGCUCUCAGCCCCAGCUUGCAACAUGCCAAGCUGAUUUAAUGGUGCUGGUGCUCCUCCCUGCCUGCAAGAAGACUAAACAAGUGCUCAGCCGUUACUGGGAUGUGGAAUCUGGGACCCACAAGAUCCGGAGGUGACAAGGUUACACUGCUGACAGCUGUAGGAAAAGAGGUUCCCGGCGGCGCCUCGGGCGCGAAGCCUCCCCGGGGCCGAUCCGGAGGGACGGGGUGGCCGGAGCAGGGGGAGAAUGAAGCGGUGACGACUCCGGACAGAAGCCUGGCCACCUCUGAGCGGACCUCACCUGUGCACCAGAGCCCCCAGAGCCCCCCGAGCCUCCAGCCCUGCCCGCAGCCCCUGCCCCAGGCCGCGGGGCUCGGCGGGAUCCCAGCGGGAUGAACAUGGUAAAGAGCCCGGAGCCGCUGGAGCAGCGGUUGGCGGGGAUGGUGGCUGUCCGGGAGACGUCUCCAGCCUGGUCUGCGCUGGGAGAGGAGGGGCCGGCGACCAUCAAAAAGGAGAAGAGCCACGGGCAGGAUGAGGCAGACUGUAGGGCAAAGCUGAUCCUCAUCAACGGGGACAAUGCCUCUGGCGUUGUCCUGGAGGCGAAUGGGAAGCCCAGCACUCCAGAUUCCAGGGGCCUGGGGCUGCUGCCCCUGAAGAAGGAGAAGAACAGCAAUGGAGACCUCUCCAAGAAGGACCUGGCCUGGCCACUUGAUCUGCCAGUGCAGAGGAGCUCCAGGCGUCGCUCUGCCGUGCCCACACCCGUGACCAUCGACCUGACGGAGGAGGACUCGCAGGACUCAUCCCAGAGCAGCAGCACACUCUCGGGGAGCAGCUCCCAGGAGGGCCAGAACGGCUCUGCUGACCUGGGGGCCGAGGAGGCAGAGAGCAGAGACAUGGGCAUGGCACUGGAAUACCAGGAUGGGAAGGAGUUCGGAAUUGGGGAGCUUGUCUGGGGGAAGAUCAAAGGUUUUUCCUGGUGGCCUGCGAUCGUCGUGUCCCACAGAGCCACGGCCAAGCGCCAGGCAGUGUCGGGCAUGCGCUGGGUGCAGUGGUUUGGAGACGGGAAGUUCUCUGAGGUUUCUGCAGACAAACUGGUGGGACUGAUGGCCUUCAGGCAGCAUUUCAAUUCCUCCACGUUCAACAAGCUGGUGUCCUACCGCCGUGCCAUUUACCACGCUCUGGAGGUGGCCCGGAGCCGGUCGGGGAAGACGUUUACAACUGGCCCCAGGGAGUCUCUGGAGGAGCAGCUGAAGCCCAUGAUUGACUGGGCAAUCACUGGCUUCAAGCCCCUGGGGCUCAAGGGACUGCGGCCACCCAAAGGCUCAGAGAAUGGGGUGCUGAGGAAUGGGACAGAGGAGAUGGUGUCCCUUGAACAGUGUCCCCCCACCAAGAGGCUGAAGACCUACCCCUGCAACAGCAGCAAGGAGCAGCGUGUGGAAGAGGACCAGACCCGAGAGCAAAUGGUUUCUGACGUUACGAACAACGGCGGGAAGCUGGAAGACAGCUGUUUGUCCUGUGGGAGGAGGAACCCGGCCACCUUCCACCCACUGUUCAAGGGGGGCCUCUGCCAGACAUGCAGGGAUAGAUUCCUGGAGUACUUCUACAUGUAUGAUGAAGAUGGGUACCAGUCCUACUGCACCGUCUGCUGUGCAGGCAAGGAGCUGCUGCUCUGCAGCAAUGCCAGCUGCUGCAGGUGCUUCUGUGUGGAGUGCCUAGACGUGCUGGUGGGGCGAGGGACGUCAGCCAGAGUGAAAGAGCAGGAGCCCUGGAACUGCUACAUGUGCCAGCCCCAGCAGAGCCGCGGCGUGCUGCAGCGCCGGCAGGACUGGAACACGCGCCUGCAGGACUUCUUCACCAGUGACAAGGGACAGGAAUAUGCUGCACCCAAAAUCUACCCAACAGUUCCUCCAGCGAAGAGGAGGCCAAUUCGAGUGCUCUCGUUGUUCGAUGGGGUGACAACAGGACAUCCAGGAGCAGCCUCAUCGAGCGGUGCUGACGAGGGAGACUUGGAGGCUAAAGAGAGCAGUGCCACCUCAGACCUCUGUCCGUUGGCAGGGUACACGGUGCUGAAGGACUUGGGCAUCCAGGUGGAGAAGUACAUUGCCUCAGAGAUCUGUGAGAACCCCAUAGCCGCGGGCAAAGUGCGGCCCGAGGGCAACAUCACCUAUGUGCACGAUGUCAGGAACAUAACCAAGAGAAAUAUUGAGGAGUGGGGUCCUUUUGACCUGGUCAUCGGUGGAAGCCCCUGUGAUGAUGUCUCCCUUGUCAAUCCAACCAGGAAGGCUCUGUUUGAAGGAACUGGGAGGCUGUUCUUCGAGUUCUACCACCUGCUCAACUACGCCCGUCCCAAGGCAGGCGAGGAGCGGCCCUUCUUCUGGAUGUUUGAGAACGUGGUGGCCAUGAGGAUCAACGACAAGAGGGACAUUUCCCGGUUUCUGGAGUGUAACCCAGUUAUGAUUGAUGCAAUCAAGAUAUCAGCUGCCCACCGAGCUCGUUACUUCUGGGGCAACCUCCCUGGGAUGGACAGGAUCUUUGGCUUUCCCCUGCCCUACACGGAUGUCUCCAACAUCGGCCGCGGGACUCGCCAGAAGCUGCUGGGGGGCUCGUGGAGCGUCCCUGUCAUCCGGCACCUCUUCUCCCCACUCAAGGAUUACUUUGCCUGUGAAUAGCAAUUGGAGCGUCCCUCGUCUCUCUGGUAAUGAUGCACAGCACCGCUGCUGUGGCGGGAGAGGGACGGGCACGGCCACCGGGCUGCCAGGGCCCCGUCCCUCCCCAGGGAUGGCAGCCUGGGAGAGCCGAGGAAUGUCUGUAACCAAAGAACCUGGCAGGGCAACUUCUGUAAAGGGACUAACAGUGAUCCGUAGUAGGAAAUGAUGGACACGAAGCUUUAAUUACCCAGCACACGAAGCUCUAUGCAUCGCUGAUGAGAUGGGAGUCUCAUCCUCCAGAGCAUUAACUAUUCCUGUUUAGCCUGGAGCUGGGAAGUCACCACUUGCUGAGCAGCCAGUGUGCGGGCAGCUGCUGGGGAGCUGCAGGCAAACCUGAACUACAGUGAAUUGGUGCUUUUCCUAAACAAACAAAACCUCUUGAAGUAACUGCCAAAAACCCCCAAACCGUAGCAGCAGGUGUAAGGGACCCUGCUCAGGUUACACACUGAACACAGGAUCAAGAAACCAAAUCUUUUUUGUUUUUAUUUUUUUGAUAAAAUUUAAUUUUGUUGUUUUGAUGUCUAUUGCUGCUUUAAGGCAUUACAUAAGAAUGUGGAGAUUCCUAGACCUGAAUGUAGCUGAAACUGAACUGUGAGGUGAUAGAAUUACUUUUCUAGCUAGAACUAAAGAAAUAUUGUUUUAUAUGUUGUAGUUUACAAAUAUUCACUACUUCAUUUUUAAAGCAUCUAAAACCUCUCCUUACAUUUUAAAAUCCUGCUGAAUGGUUUGAAAGCUUACGCAGUAACUGGAGCAGGGAGGAUUUGGGCUCCAGGGUCUGUAAAGGAAAAUAUUCUUGGAGCAUCCAUCUCCCAAAAGAAUGUGGUAUGUCAGCAGGAAGGACAGUGUAAUGGUCAGUGGCACCCUCUAAUCUCAGCACCCCAAAUGUCACGUAGGAUGUCAUGAACCCAAGCAGUGGUGGCAGGGCAUUCCAUCCAGGGAAAAUCCCACCCAACCCUCAUGGAGUGCAGGGACCAGGAGUGCAGCACUGCUCUUGCCUGUGCCCAUCUCAUGCUGUGCCCAGGGAACAGGACAGUGAGGCAGGAAAGCGCUGCCACUGCUGGGAGCUCUGGGCUGUACUCUCCUCCCAUCCCUGUGCACACAGGUGGGAUUGUGUGC